AUGUCUAACGGUACUGUGAAUGGGACCGGCACUCAGCCAACCAGAUCGCAACAAUCUGGGUCGUCCUCUUCUACCGCUCCGGCUACGAGCAACACUUCCAAUGCACAGGCGAGCAACGAACCGGCUCAGCCCUACACUGGCAUGAUUGCCUGCAAUGGCACGUUCGACGUCCCGAUGAGAUCGGAACCUGUGGCUCGGUCGCGCUCAAGCUCCACGGCCGUCAAUCUUGAAUGUGGCUGCGACUCUCAUACCAGUCGACUAUGCUCUCAGUCGUAA
This is a messenger RNA of Trematosphaeria pertusa, 276 nucleotides long. RefSeq lists its product as uncharacterized. The transcript is spliced from 2 exons. Bases 1 to 276 code for a protein of 91 amino acids. The record is from RefSeq and is a predicted model, not a curated record. NCBI's taxonomy places the organism in Eukaryota, Fungi, Ascomycota, Dothideomycetes, Pleosporales, Trematosphaeriaceae.